Messenger RNA from Propithecus coquereli (Coquerel's sifaka), 2056 nucleotides. It is a transcript of the gene HOXB4, whose product is annotated as homeobox B4. Gene Ontology annotation, molecular function: RNA polymerase II cis-regulatory region sequence-specific DNA binding; DNA-binding transcription factor activity, RNA polymerase II-specific. Gene Ontology annotation, biological process: embryonic skeletal system morphogenesis; anterior/posterior pattern specification; regulation of transcription by RNA polymerase II. Lineage: Eukaryota; Metazoa; Chordata; Mammalia; Primates; Indriidae. Gene Ontology annotation, cellular component: nucleus. The coding region runs from base 63 to 818 and encodes 251 amino acids. The record is from RefSeq and is a predicted model, not a curated record. The transcript is spliced from 2 exons.
GGAAAACGAGUCAGGGGUCGGAAUAAAUUUUAGUAUAUUUUGUGGGCAAUUCCCAGAAAUUAAUGGCUAUGAGUUCUUUUUUGAUCAACUCAAACUAUGUCGACCCCAAGUUCCCUCCGUGCGAGGAAUAUUCACAGAGCGAUUACCUACCCAGCGACCACUCGCCCGGGUACUACGCCGGCGGCCAGAGGCGAGAGAGCAGCUUCCAGCCGGAGGCGGGCUUCGGGCGUCGCGCGGCGUGCACCGUGCAGCGCUACGCGGCCUGCCGGGACCCUGGGCCCCCGCCGCCUCCGCCACCACCCCCACCGCCCCUGCCACCGCCCGGGCUGUCCCCUCGGGCUCCUGCGCCGCCGCCGGCCGGGGCUCUCCUCCCGGAGCCCGGCCCGCACUGCGAUGCGGUCAGAAGCAGCCCCCCGCCGCCUCCCUGCGCCCAGAACCCCCUGCACCCCAGUCCGUCCCACUCCGCGUGCAAAGAGCCGGUCGUCUACCCCUGGAUGCGCAAAGUUCACGUGAGCACGGUAAACCCCAAUUACGCCGGCGGGGAGCCCAAGCGCUCUCGGACCGCCUACACUCGCCAGCAGGUCUUGGAGCUGGAGAAGGAAUUUCACUACAACCGCUACCUGACGCGGCGCCGGAGGGUGGAGAUCGCCCACGCGCUCUGCCUCUCGGAGCGCCAGAUCAAGAUCUGGUUCCAGAACCGGCGCAUGAAGUGGAAAAAAGAUCACAAGUUGCCCAACACCAAGAUCCGCUCCGGUGGCACCGCAGGCGCAGCCGGAGGGCCCCCUGGCCGGCCCAACGGAGGCCCCCCCGCGCUCUAGUGCCCCCCUUGAGGGAGCCGCGAACCUCGGGGUGGGGGUGGGCAGCGAGCGCGGGGGGUGUGGGGGUGGGAGGGGGCCCCGGGGCCUGGGCCUGGAAAAACCUACCUGCCCUCCCCCAACUUUAUCUAUAUAGGAAUAAACGCAGAAGAGGGGGAGGGGAAGCUUUAUUUAUAGAAAUGACAAUAGGGAGCCAGGGAGGCCCCCCAGAAGCAAGGUUCAAGUCUUCUGCUUUCUUCCUUAAAAGAAAGGAAGGAAGGAAGAAAAUACGAAAGAAAGAAAGAAAACAAAGAAGAAGGAAGAAAGAAAAAAAACAGGGAAAUAGGAGGAGGCUGCAGCUCUUCGUUUUCAGCUUUGGUGAAGAUGGAUCCACGUUUCAUCUUUAAUCACGCCAGGCCCAGGCCCAUCUGUCUUGUUUACUCUGCCGAGGAGAGGACGGGUCUCGGUGGCGACCAUUACCUCGACACCCAGCUAACAAAUGAGGCCCGGCUCCACCGCCGCCGCCUCUGCUGCUGCCGCUGCUGGAAGACAGCCUGGAUAUUCUUUCUUUGUCCCCCACUCCUGACACCCAGCGAAAGCACCCUCUGACUGCCAGAUAGCGCAGUGUUUUGGCCACGGUAACAAACACAUACAUAACCUCCCUCCUCCUCCGUGCCCUUCACGGGGGGACUGUGACUGCUCACCCCCUUCCACCUUGGGGCUGGGGGGCCUGGGGAAUAGAAGGAAGGGGACAAGUCGGGGAGAGGGCAGCCUUGACAACACAGGAGCGAGCAGGCAGGGAAAUUGAGUCCAAGGAAAAAAGAGAGACUCAGAGACCGGGAGGGCCUUCCUCUGGAAGGCCAAGCCAUGCCUGGCAGCCUGAGGGGCCAGUUGAAUUCUGGGAGCCGGGUACCACGCUCUCACCAAUCCAGAGUUGUACAGUGGAGGCCUCUCUCCUAGACUGAAAAUGAAUGUGAAACUAGGAAAUAAAAUGUGUCCCUCCCAGUCUGGGAGGAGGAUGUUGCAGAGCCCUCUCCCAUAGUUUAUCAUUGUUGCAUCGUUUAUUAUUAUUAUUACUAUUAUUAUUAUUGCUAUUAUUUUAUGUCGUGUGCGUCCUCUCUCCUUUUCUCUUUCUGACAUUCCAAAUCGGGCCCCUUCCCAUUUCUGGGGCUGCUUGAGUCUAGAACCUUUCGUUGAUGUGAAAUUGUGUGUCCUGUACAGAGUGACAAUAGAAAUAAAUGUUUGGUUUCUUGUGACCAGCA